AUGGGGAGCCUCAGGAACAUUAUGAAUGUCGAAGACGACCACGCCGAUCCUCACUCCAUAAGAAGGGACCGAAGGCCGACCUCGAGAAUCGCCAUCGAUCAAGAUCUCUCCGUCCCCAUGCCCAGAUAUAACAUCCCUGUGGAUCUGUCCGGCCAAACAUCUCUUCCUCACAUACUUCACCACCCCGCAGCACAACCCCUGGGAUAUAAUAACCAUCCUGGAGGCCGUCGACGCAGCAACACGAGCACUGACUCCAUGGACUCUUCCUAUGGGCAGGGUCAGAACCAUUCAUCAGCAUACUACACCGGAGCAAACAUGAGGCCCGUCAUGCCAGGAGGCUCUUCAGGGGAGCACCCUGUCAAGCUGACGCCCAUUACUGGAAGAGUCAGUCGAGCCAAGAAGGGGGUUCCUGUUCAUACGUGUGAUACCUGUCGACCACCAAAGACAUUCACAAGAGCAGAACACCUAAGACGACAUCAACUAGGCCAUCAGCCACCUGAGCUAUCUUGCACCGUCUCCGGCUGCAAGAAGGUAUUCCACCGCAAGGAUUUACUGGACCGACAUCUACAAAGACAUGGCGAGCAAGAAGGUAGACUGAAACGAGACUCAUCCCGGCGACGUCGAUCUGAUAGCAGCCCAGCUCGACCCUACAGCAGUUCACCACCGGCACCCUCGAUGCAAGCAGCCUCACCCUAUGUCGCCGCUGCCACAACGCCUGCCUCUAGCAUGGGAGUGCACCCUGGCCACUGGUCAUCAGUCAACAGAUCGACGCCUCAGGGAAGCGUAAUGCAGUCGCCGCACAUGCAGUCGCCGCACAUGCGAGAUACACAGAGCACAUACCAGAUGGCGGAUAUCGGCGUGGUAGACCCCAGUAUGGCUGUACAGAUGCCAGAUUCCAGAGUCGUCUCCGGCUACAGCGAAGCUCCUCCUGCUGGACUGAGCGCGUUGAACCCCCCCGUUCCCGAACUCUGUAUGCCUGAAACCACCUCUCCAAGCAUCACCUGGACGGAUAGCUCGGGCAUUCCAUCAACUGCUUCAGGCAGUGCUUACUCGACCCCUGCACCUGGCAGCUCCAAGUUUCAACAUUCAUCGGGUCGAGCUCACAACACCGAAUGGACAGCGCAAAUUCCAUCAUACACCACAUCCCCAAGCCCCGUCAUUGCCGAUGGCAGCUACGCCAUGUCUUUUCCCUACGCUACUACCCCUCCGCAAGUCUAUUCCUCAGUCUAUGGGGAUAGCAUAGGGACUCCCUUUCCUACCUACGAACAUGCCCCGAAUCUUUACAGCCCGCAUCAAAUGCUUGACAACUCGGUCCGCAGCAUAACUCCGCCCCAUAUGAUCGUGGGUCAGUCGAGUGAGACCAUGAUCGCGGCACCGUCUGCGCUGCCCGUAGACCGCAUGAUGUAUCCUCGCAAUGGCGGUCGCGAGCCUGUAGAUGCUCUGGGCCUUUAUACUCUGAUGCCCGCGCCUGCAAUUCUAAGCCAGCAAAUCCGAGACAUGAUCCCCACUUACAUCGAGGUGUACUGGGAUAAAGUGCAUUCCCAGCAUCCAAUAAUUCACAGACCAACUUUUGAAAACCCUACGAAUAUACCCGAAGAUCAACUCGAGAUACUAAAGUGCGCCAUGGCGGCUGUCGCCACCCAAUUCCUCGAGCAUGUAGAGCAUCGCGCCAAUGGACACCAGCUGCAUACCUAUGCAAUGGACAAGGCAAAGAUGCUAACAUUCAUAAUCCAGUACACCGACUCUGGAGCCCCAGAAUGGCCGGUUGUGCAAGCUACAAUUCUAGGCGAAUACUAUGCCGUCUUCCGAGGAAGAAAUAAAAAGGCAUAUCAGAAAUCGCCUCGCUUUGAGGCACUUUUCCAAAUGGUCAUCAACGCACAAACCACCUACCCAUCGAACAUGGAGUCGUGCGACACUUCCCAGCAAUGGAACAUUUGGGUCCAUGUGGAAUCGAGGAGGCGCCUGUUGGCUGCCUGUUUCCUACUCGACGUCCAUGCAUCGUCAUAUCUGGAACAGCCUCGUGCCGCAGUCAUUGGACUGGACUAUACAGACCCUGCGACUCUUCCGGUGCCGCUGUCAAUGGGCACGCUACAUCUAUGGGAUGCACAAAACUAUGAAGAAUGGAGUCGCAUGAGCCAAGCAGCUAUGCCAGAGACCAUUGGAGCGACGAGUCUUGAGCAUAUUUCUGCUGCUAACAUUGCAUCAAUUCCUGCAUUUGACGCAUCGCUGUUCUUGCUCGCAUUCGUUCUUCAGCUUCCCCAGCGACAAACUCUUACAAAGGUUGAUCUUUUGGACAAUGCCUCAAGUAUUAGCAUGAGUCACUUUAGAAUUAUGAAUCUGUUCCCAGAUUCACCAGUCGCAAUGUCACAUCUUGCCCUUCACUAUACACCGCUGCAUACCCUCUUGUCAGUCUCGGGCGACAGCUGGGUUUUCAACAAAAAGGUGCUCCAAGCCACCGAGUUCAUGGAGCACCAGAGAGAGCUCGAAAAAUGGCGAGACUCUGGCAGUGCCGCCGUCGCAACUGCCUUUGCCGCUCGAGCUCUCAACCUAUUCCUCGGAAUCUCGAGAUUCGCGAGCAAGGAUGGAAGCGUCUCCUCCGCCUCCUCCAUAUCUCCACGUUUCCAGCGCGCUCAGAAAAAGGAUAUUUCCGACUUUUGGGGCAUCUACGUCUGCGCCCUCAUCUGCUGGGCCUUUGGACACAUUGGCAUCAGCCGCACCGAGACAAAGGCGCCGACUCGGAAAGCCGCCAUACAGUGGCUCCUUGACGUGUCUAGCAUGGAGCCUGGCCAGAUUGAGGAAAUGACUGUGCGGUAUAAGCAGGUUGGCUCCGGCGCGGUGAACCUUGCGCGCGCGACGCUCGAGAAAGAGUGUCUGGGCGGGCGAAAUAUCCUGCUUGCUGAUGCUGUUGGUGUUUUGAAGAAGCUUGAAGAGGGUGAUAACUAUAGACGAUUUUAG
Molecule: messenger RNA, 2955 nt
Organism: Trichoderma gamsii
Lineage: Eukaryota; Fungi; Ascomycota; Sordariomycetes; Hypocreales; Hypocreaceae
Exons: 6
Coding region: 1-2955 (984 amino acids)
Biological process (GO): DNA-templated transcription; regulation of transcription by RNA polymerase II
Cellular component (GO): chromatin
Molecular function (GO): RNA polymerase II cis-regulatory region sequence-specific DNA binding; DNA-binding transcription factor activity, RNA polymerase II-specific; zinc ion binding
Source: RefSeq, a predicted model, not a curated record